AUGCAGGCGGAGCGCGGCGGCCGCGGGCGGCGGCGGCCCGGCCAAGACCGGCCAGGCGGGGACCGCGACCGCGAGAGGGCUGGGGCCGCGGCGGCCGUGGCGAGGGGCGGCGGCGGCGGGGACGGAGGCGGCCGGCGGGGCCGCGGCCGGGGCUUCCGCGGCGGUCGCGGAGGCCGAGGAGGAGCCCCGCGGGGCGGCCGCCGGGAGCCGGGAGGCCGGGGCUCGGGAGCCCGCGCGCCGGUUGAAGAUGGCAGUGAUUCAGAGACAUAUGGAGAAGAGAAUGAUGAACAGGGAAAUUAUUCUAAAAGAAAGAUCGUCUCUAACUGGGAUCGAUAUCAAGAAACAGAAAAAGAGGUCAAUGGUGAAAGUGGAGAAUCCCAGCGGGGGACAGACUUCAGUGUCCUCCUGAGCUCUGCAGGGGACUCCUUCUCACAGUUCAGGUUUGCUGAGGAGAAAGAAUGGGAUGGUGAAUCCUCAUGUCCAAAACAGAAUUCAGCACUUUAUGUGGAUAGUGAGUUGCUGGUUCGAGCCCUUCAAGAGCUGCCUCUCUCACUUCGACUCAAUGUUGCUGCUGAGUUGAUCCAGACCACAGUUCCUUUAGAGCUUCCUCAGGUGAAAGCAAAAAGAAAUGAUGAUGGCAAGAGCCCAGGGAUGCAGUUAAGGGGGCCUGUCUCAGAGUUGAGGUCUUCUACUGCUGGGUGCAUCAGGUUCCUAGGAACUGACAAUCUAAGGGCAGACCCUGCCGAGGCUUCAGAGAAGUCCACCUCCUGGCCACAGCUAGCAGCUGACCACCUAGAAGAAGAACUCGAUCAGUUGCUGAGCUUAGAUGCACCUGUCACAGAGGGAACUAAUAUCUGCACAGACCAGACACCUCAGGACCUGAAAUGUAAGACAGAUGGACAGACACCCCAGGAGGAAGAAGUUUCCUCAAAACCUACUGCAGCUGAAGAGAAGAAUGUAGAACCUGAGCACCAAAGCACAUCGAAACCUGUAACUGAGGAAGACUUGGAAGACUGGCUGGACAGCAUGAUUUCCUGAAUAAGAGAUUAAGGGGGGAAAGUGCUUGAAGCAAAUUUUGGUUGCCUUGAGUGAGGGUGGGCACAGAGCUGUUCUUUGAGGGUUGGCUAUUCUCCCAGCAGACCCUACACUAUUGUACUCCCUCAUGAUCAUAGCAGCCAAUUCCUACCUAUGUGCUUGACAGCAGCUGAAGUAAUACAUGCACGAGGCUUGUUUUGGGCUCAGUUCCUGUUGUUUUCUGGCUUAGUCAUCUAAUAGGUUUCCUGAAGGGUAGGGAAUGUCAGCUGUGUUUCUAGCCUCCUUCCUCAGUGUUUACAGCAUAACAGGUGCUGCUUACUAAGAACAUAUGUGAGCAACAAGACACAUACUUGACCAAGUCUGUGGACUUCCUUUUUGCUGUGUCAAGUCCCUUGGCUGUGUGUCUCAUGUCCUUAUCCCCAGCAGUACAGUGUCACUCUAGUAUCAGCCAGCAGUGGUACAUGACAAGAAGCCGAGCCAUGGACUGAUACAUAUUACUUUAUUGCAGUGGGCACUUGAUUUUAUUUGAGGAGAUUCACCUAAACAUAGCAGCUUCACUACUUCAAAGGGACCAUAAAGCAUUACUCAAUUUUGGCAUAAGAUUGAGACAUUUCUGAAAUUUCAAUACAGUACUUUUCUUCUAAUAACAGCAGUUGACAAGCUGUUACUGGAAAAAAAUAUGAGUAAUCUUCAAGUGCAGUUUCAUAAAAUAAGACAGAAGAUCAACACAAUUAUUUAAAGGAAUUGUCCUCCUGAAACACAAACAUUUAAAAAAACCUUGCAUAGCUGUAUCUAAAGAGAUUUUAAGGCACUUAAUCGAUAUUUCAGUGUCGACAAAGUGUAAGUUGGUUUUCUAUUUCUUUAGCUGCUUAAAGCUUUUCAAGCUGAUUCUGAUGACAUCACUAGCAAGUCCCGUGGGAGUAGACUGCAGUUAACAUGAUUUUGUGUAGUUCUGACAAUGAGUUCCUGGUGGGGUUACUCCUGGAUGACAUUCAAGGUUCCACUUUUUAGGUGUUAUUCAUUCAAGACUUUUAUACUUCUCCAACCUUUUCCUUGUGCCACCACCCCAACAAACCAGUUGUAACAGGACUGAAGGCCUUGUAGGCAGUCAGAUAGAGUCCCCCCCCCCCAACAGCAGUAUGUCCUCAAAGCUAAAUCAGUUUCCAAGUAUAGAUUUUUAAGUACUGUAAAGGAAGAAUUCUAUUUCACUAGAAGUUGACUGUCCAGAAUCCUGGCUCUUCUUUCAUUCAGAUUUAUCCAAGCUGAUCUUCAUACUGCUUACGAAAGCAGUCACCAGCUGGGAAGAAGUCCCAACACCUUUCUUGGUACAUCUUCCACACAUAAGAUUCCUGAAAUAAUAUGAACAAAAAGGCACUUCUUUUUAAUCUCAGUAAGUGAAAACCCAGUUUGUUUGUGCUGUGACUCCUUUAGGAAGACUGAUGUGAACUUGUGCAAGGGCCUGUGGGCACGUUCUGUUCUAUUUCUAGCCCAUACUGCUUUGUGAGCAUGAAGUCAUAUCUUCCCCACAGUGCUAGCAAGGAAGGAAGGGACCUACCCUCUGUCCUCACUAAGAGGGAAAAAAAUAACUCCAUUUUUCCCACCAAAAAAUAACAAUUUAGCAAUAGGCCAAUCCAUGUUAUAAGUUAGCUUAGGCAGAGGCCUGCAUAGCUGAGGCCACAUCUAGAAUCCAACUUCCUGUCCUUUGAAUGGAAAUGUUUGAACUGUUAAGUUUUCCUACAACUCUAAUGAUGUUUGAAUUUUGAAUAACAGGGUUUUCCUUCCCAGGUUAUCUACUUUUAUAUUUCUUUUCAUACUUAGUCACAGAAUCACUUGAUGCAUCUCUUCAUUCAUCCUUUCAUGCAACCACCACAUUCCUGUUAUCACCCACACAGAAGGCUGUUCUUUCUUCUGCUGUCUCUCCCACUGUCUUACAGAGUCUCCUCUCUGUUAUAACCACCCACUCUAUUUCUUGUCUCUUCUCUAUAACAUUCUCCCACUUCCAGCUAUUUUAUACAGAAGCAGUAAACACAAUGGCUAGAAAAUGUCAGUGUUUGUUGUGAAGGAUUGCUAAGAGGACUUUGGGAAUAGACUCAAGUCACCUUAGAACUCUGACUUUAUAUCUAGCGACAAAGAGGUGCUCAGUUACAUCUGACACUCCUCAGACUCAAGACCUAACACAGGUCUAUGAUUCUUUUUUUUAAGGUAGGGUCUUGCUCUAGCCCAGGUUGACCUGCGAAUUCACUAUGUAGUCUCAGGGUGGCCUUGAACUCAUAGCAAUCCUCCUACCUUUUCCUCCCAAGUGUUGGGAUUAAAGGUGUGUACCACAUCCGUGGCUAAGUCUAUGAUUUUUAAAAGUAUUUUAUUUCUCACCUGACCCGUGUGCUCUGUCUCAUCCUUGUUAAUCAAAUACAUCAGAAAGAACCUAGAAUAAGAACAAAUAGUAUAAUAAAUGGGAAAAAAGUCAAUUUUACAACUAAACUAACCCUUAAGUUUAUUUACUCAGGUGAACUGGAAACAGGGUUCAAAAACUAAAAUGUCUUUAAGCAUCAUUUCUAAUAGUAGUACAUGAUCAUUCCCAAACCACCCUCUAUAGCAGAGAGCCUCUUAUACUCAAAGUGUGAGCUGAGCCCACUUGCAAGGAAAGUACUUUGUCUACCAUUUUGAGAAAUGAAUGAAAUGGGAGUCUAACCUUUUACCAUAAAUAUUUUAAUAGGUUAAUUUGUCUAGUAAAAAUACAGACUUGAAAUUGCAUGUACUUUUAGGAUAUCAGCCAUGAAAAAGGUAGAAAGUAUUUAAUUUCAUGAAGUCAUGCUCAUUAAUCUAGAAGUCUAGCUUUGUUUUCCAUGGUAGACAACGGAGAAAUGGCAGUGCAGUUUCACUUGCCCUGUCUGUGACAUGCAAAGCCACCUGACCUCAGAAACAAUUUUCAGAAGAACCAGUUUCAUGCCCUUCAGGAAAAGAGCUAUAGCAGUAGUAACAGAGAUGUAACUGAGACCUUGAACUCUUGCAGGGUGGGGUAGGGGUUGCUGUGUUUACAUUCAGGGCCUGGCACACAGAAACAGUUCUAUGAGACUUUAUUUGUCCUUGUCCAAGACAAGGAAGGAAAGCAGGACCUAUAUAUAUCCACCAGGUUUGAGACCUGGGCCAGGACAUUAUUCUUCUCAUAUAUUUGUUAACUGGCAGAUCACGAUUUUAAAAGGUGGGGAAGUCAAACAUGACUAAUUGAGUUCUACCACACAAGCUUGCUGCUAGAGGAAAAGAUGCAGAAACAGAAAACAGACCAUUAUACACAAGCUGCUAUGGAAGACAUGGAAGGGACUCCAAACCCAGAUAAAAUGAGCACAUCUUCCUCUCUUCUACUCUCCCCUGGUACCACCAAAGGCAGUAUGUUCACAUUCCACAGGAGCAUCCUGAGCACCUCAACUAAGAUGUGAACUGACCAUUAUAAGUCAUCAUGACAUGAGGGAAGGUAUGCUAGUUAUUCAAGUUUUUAUCUUAUGAAACUCAUAUGUAGCAAAAGAAAAAAACAUGCUUUCCCAAAGGCUGGGCUUGUUCCAAUCCCAAAGAGAGAGAAUAGGAUUUUCUGAACAGUAAGUAGAAUGUAGAGGGCAUGAGAGCAAAGCCAGGGAGCAUAGCACUUUUUUUCAUGUGAAAAUCGUGGUUUAUGGAGUUUGAAUAAUCCUGUCCUAUAAUCUGUAUAUCCAUACAUUCUGGCAGUUUCACUAGAAAUCAGCAUGUAAUGUGCUCAGAUAACUUGAUCUUGAGUAAAAGCUUUAGUCUAGAAAAAGUGUUGCUUGUUGGGUGCCAGACAUUGCUGUAUUUGCUAAGGUAAAGCAACGUGAAAACAUAAUGUGAAUCCUACUCUCAGAAUUUAUUCAUUAAUGGGGGCUGGAAACCUGCUCCUUUGACACACCAAAUCUUGUAACAUGAUGGGGGCGAAGGCUUUUAGUAGAGGUUCCUAGGAGGACAGAAAAGGAAAAUAUAGAGACAGUGAGUGAUGAGUCUGUGGCCGUAGCUGAAGACAAAAUGGAUUUUCUUUAGGAUUAAGAACAGUUCACAAAGAGAAUUGUUGGAGCACAUGAGCUUGAAAAGAAGGGAGCUUUUGUAGUCCCAGGAUUGAGGGGCAGCUGGCAUAGGUACAAUCCACAGGCAGAGAAUAUGGAGAAGGAGACUGGCGCAUCCUAUGGGUACCUGGGUAUUCUUUCCUGAGCAUUUCUAUCUUUUCCAAACAAAAGUAGAAAUAGCAUCAAUAGAGAUUGAAUGAUGUGACAGAAUUGUUUUUUCCCCUCUAAGGACUUCUUCAACUAGAAAUACUCACAAAUAGUUGGCUAAGUUGUGCUCCUGUAAUGUAUGUGUUUCGAAACCAUGAGGAGUUGUGUCAAAGUAGUCAUUGCCAAUGCCACAGAUGAAACAUUUAGUCUAUGAAAAAUAACAAGAAAUAGAAAAGGCAUUAUCAGGCAAAGCAGUCUAGGCAGGAGGAAGAAGGGGGACCACCUGGUGACUUAGGCGUACUGGAGUCCUUCCCCUUCAAUGCUUUGGGCUCUUAGUCAUUCACCCAUACUGCCCUCUGCCUCAGUGCACAUUCCGCUCCCUCCACUCACGGCAGGGGGGGCAGCAGUGUGACAGGCCUGGGAGGGUGCCCAGCACAGGGCAUGAAUACCUAGAGAUGGUAGAUGGGAACCGAGAGAAGAGGGAGAAGGAAUGGAAAACAAACCUUAUCUGUAGUCUUGCCCAUACUGACCCUAGUUAAUAGCCUUAUUUACUGUUUGAGAAACCCAUCUAUUUACCUUUGCAAUAGAAAAAUGGUGUAGAAAUGAGAAUAUUACCUCCAUGUCUUCUCGAACUUGUUCCUGUUGGUCUCUUAGCUCACCAAAAGCAUCAAUAAUAAGACCUGGGGUUUUAAAUACAAAUAAACACAAAACACCUUAAUCUACACAGUGGACACGGAGAGGGAUGGUAAUGGGAGUAGCAGACGUCACUUUGUUUUGUCAAAGCAAAUGAAUUAUUAAGGUAAGCUAGUCAAAACAAAAUUUCGUGGGGAAAUGUGGUAUGUCUUCAAGAGCAUGGUCCUCCCUAACCAGGUCGUGUCACGCCCUGGAAGCCUUUCCCUUCUGCCAUGCCUUCUGUUUGCUCAGAGGUUUGUUUUCAUUCUUUGCAAUGGGCUGCUUCUCGUCUCCUGACUCCUCAGAUAUCCAGGUGCAUGCCAAGGCCCUCCUCUGGAUCUUUGCUUCCCAGUUUUCAACAUUUGUAGAUUUUAUCAUAGCACAACUCAGUACAAUUCAGAUUAAAGUCAUCAUCUUUCCUUUACCAUCUCUUCACAAGCCAUUGACCAAAAUCCUAGUACCUUUCCUUGUCUCCCCUCCCAAAAUGAUAACACAGUAUAUUUUCAUAGUGCCUCUCUCUGCUGCUUCCCCAGUUCAUUGCCUGGGAGAACAGUGGAGGGCAUAAGUGGUAGAGGGGAUGUCUAGAAAGCAGAAAUGAUGAGGAUAUAAUUCAGAGAGGAGAAUGAAGAAAGGGAGCCCUUUGUGUAGGUUCUUAAGUUUCUUGUAUCAGUAUCUAAGUGGAUCUUUGAUUUUGUGUCUAGUUAAGGCCUCACAUACAAUUGAUGCUUAAUAAAUGUUUGCUAAAUUAA
Molecule: messenger RNA, 6667 nt
Organism: Jaculus jaculus (lesser Egyptian jerboa)
Lineage: Eukaryota; Metazoa; Chordata; Mammalia; Rodentia; Dipodidae
Gene: Aven
Product: apoptosis and caspase activation inhibitor
Exons: 6
Coding region: 1-1038 (345 amino acids)
Biological process (GO): negative regulation of G2/M transition of mitotic cell cycle
Source: RefSeq, a predicted model, not a curated record